This is a messenger RNA of Aegilops tauschii subsp. strangulata, 512 nucleotides long. Its product is annotated as ubiquitin-fold modifier 1-like. The record is from RefSeq and is a predicted model, not a curated record. Gene Ontology annotation, biological process: protein K69-linked ufmylation. Gene Ontology annotation, cellular component: cytoplasm; nucleus. NCBI's taxonomy places the organism in Eukaryota, Viridiplantae, Streptophyta, Magnoliopsida, Poales, Poaceae.
UUUAAAGUAAGCGCAUAUGGCGGCGGCGUCUCUGUCUCGGCACCCAUGGCCGCGGAGGGCGGCGGAGGAGGAGGAGGGAAGGUGUCGUUCAAGGUGAUCCUCUCCUCCGACCCCAAGCUCCCCUUCAAAGUGUUCAGCGUGCCGGAGGCGGCGCCCUUCACCGCGGUGCUUAAGUUCGCCGCCGAGGAGUUCAAGGUCCCGCCCCAGACCAGCGCCAUCAUCACCAACGAGGAGACGUUAGUCUCACUAGUGCUUUCAACGACGAGUUCGAUGUUGACCGAUUAACUUGGUAAUCUCAGACGGAGGUCUGGCUCCUCUGGAGGGUCUUGUAGAUAGACAUGCUUUCUAGUCUUCUAUCUUUUCAGCUGUCUGUACUCAGACAGAUUUAUGCUUCCACUUGUUGCUUGUAUGACUUUGCAUGUUGGGUCAUGAGACCCAUAUUUGUAAUAUCAUGCUAUGUAUGGCUCUUCGGAGCCUCUUAAAAAAAUAUUUUGAUUCGUAGAGUUAUGUUG